GCAUAUUUCUAAAUAACUUUGUGUUAGUCGGGUUCUCCGCACUGGUUCUGCCAGUCAGCUGAGGUAGGUGGGGUCACAAAGAGCCAAGAUGGCUGACUUUGAGGAGCCGCUGUCAGAUGAAGAGAAGGUCCGCAUAGCGGCCAACUUCGUGACUCAUGCCCCCCCGGGAGAGUUCAAUGAGGUCUUCAAUGAUGUGCGGCUUCUUCUGAAUAAUGACAACCUCCUCAGGGAGGGGGCUUCACACUCCUUUGCCCAGUACAACAUGGAUCAGUUUACGCCUGCCAAACUAGAGGGCUACGAUGAGCCGGUCCUGAUUACAGAGCAUGGUGACUUGGGACAGGGACGUUUCCUGGACCCACGCAACCGUUUGUCAUUCCGCUUCGAUCACCUAAGAAAAGAGGUGAGCGACGUUCAGCCAUAUGAAGGAGAUAUGGCCCUGAGAAGCUGGAGAGAUGCCUGUGAUACUGCCCUUAGUGCCUAUGUCAAAGAGCACUACCCUACUGGAGUCUGCACAGUAUAUGGGAAAACGGUUGAUGGUCAGCAAACUAUCAUAGCCUGCAUUGAGGGACAUCAGUUUCAACCUAAAAACUUCUGGAAUGGUCGCUGUAGGUCAGAGUGGAAGCUUACCAUUGGUCAGUCCACUGCUCAGGUGGUGGGAGUGUUGAAAAUCCAGGUGCACUAUUAUGAAGAUGGGAAUGUGCAGCUGGUUAGUCAUAAGGAGGUAGAAGAAUCAAUACCUGUGACUAAUGAAAGCCAGACAGCCAAGGAAUUUGUUGACAUUAUUGAGAAUGCUGAAAAUGACUACCAGACUGCAAUCAGUGAGAACUACCAGACCAUGUCUGACACCACUUUUAAGGCCCUCCGUCGUCAGCUGCCUGUCACACGCACAAAGAUCGACUGGAAUAAGAUCCUAAGUUACAAAAUUGGCAAGGAGAUGCAGAAUGCCUAGUGGAAGGUCAGGGACUGACCAGGGAGACCCAAGCUCCUCUUGUCCUACAACCCACCUAUACAUGCGCAAGGACUAACCAAAGCAAAACUAUGUCAGUAUGGGGCAAGAAAUUUAA
This is a messenger RNA of Toxotes jaculatrix (banded archerfish), 1064 nucleotides long. It is a transcript of the gene capza1b, whose product is annotated as capping actin protein of muscle Z-line subunit alpha 1b. The coding region runs from base 89 to 949 and encodes 286 amino acids. Gene Ontology annotation, molecular function: actin filament binding. The transcript is spliced from 10 exons. Gene Ontology annotation, biological process: actin cytoskeleton organization; barbed-end actin filament capping. The record is from RefSeq and is a predicted model, not a curated record. Lineage: Eukaryota; Metazoa; Chordata; Actinopteri; Toxotidae. Gene Ontology annotation, cellular component: actin cortical patch; F-actin capping protein complex.